Messenger RNA from Melitaea cinxia (Glanville fritillary), 4152 nucleotides. RefSeq lists its product as uncharacterized. Gene Ontology annotation, biological process: microtubule cytoskeleton organization. The record is from RefSeq and is a predicted model, not a curated record. Gene Ontology annotation, cellular component: cilium; cytoplasmic microtubule. Gene Ontology annotation, molecular function: microtubule binding. The transcript is spliced from 9 exons. Lineage: Eukaryota; Metazoa; Arthropoda; Insecta; Lepidoptera; Nymphalidae.
AUGCAACUGCCCGAACCGCCGCCACCUCCACUCGCUCCUCUAUGGGACCGCGUCCUUCGAGCCCGGGCUCUUCCACCCGACCUCGACGUCCAGCUCUUGUACAUAGCCAUCAAAGACCGUCUAUCACAUCCCGAGUGGGAAGUACGGCUGCACGCUCUUAGAGUCCUCGCCGAUUUACUUCCUAUAUCCGGUAAUGCUCUCUCUGUUCCAUUUGAUCAAGUUAUCGAUAAUCUUGGACAUAACUCGCCAAAUGUUCGGAAAGCAGCAUUAGAUGCGCUUAAAGUUUUCUGUACACACUGUGAGGAACCCGAUUGUGCGGCUCGAGCGCUUAUAGACAAAUUUUCUUACAAUAAUAUUAGAGCACAUACCAGUGAUACGGAUAUGAAAAUGAAUAUUAUAACUGGAUUAAUACUUUCGAUACCGUCUCUAAUUAGUAUUCUGAAACGUAGAAAUUCAAAUGUGGAUAUCUAUCCAGUGUUUCAAAUUUUAGGAGAAAAACUUUUUGAUAAUGUACAUAGAGACGUUGCACUUCGAUCUCUCAUAAAAUUGCGUAGGUUAUGUGGUCCGCGACAAUAUAUGAUGUAUUUCUCGCGAUUGGACUCUAGAAUUCAAGAUAAAUUUCAUGUUUUAUGUGAAAUAUACGAUGAAGACUCACAGGAUGUGUUCUAUGCUCCGAGGAAAUCACGUCAACCUAUAGUGCAAAUUAAUCGUGUUUUUAAUAAUAAUACGCUUUCAAAUCCAAUCUAUUUAUCUACAGACUCUUCUUCAGAGGAAUCUUAUAGAAUGCCGUUUCACAAUAACAAUUACGCAAAAGUUAUAAUUGAAACUGAAAUUAAAUUCGAUUCAGACACAGCUAUAACCAUGACUGUCUUAGAACAAAACGAAACAGAAUCGGAAAAGAAUACAGCUAGUGAUGAGGAAUGUGAUAGCUCUGACCAUCUCAUGUUAAAAUACAGUGACGGAGAUUCGGAAGAAGAUUCGGACGUAGUUGUUAAAAAAGUAAGAUUCGGUGGUGAAAGUGUAAAAAUUCGGACACCAGAUAGUGACAAUUUAAUAACUAGUGAGGAAGAUAUGAGAAGCAAUUUAAACCGUGCGAUAUUGGAUAAAUCUAGUAUAGCGGCUGAAACACCGUCUAUUAUAACCAAAAUGAAUGAACUAAAACGAGAGAGCCAUAAUAGAGAAAAUAAUGCUACUACAAAGAAAAGCGGUAUUCCCCUUCCUAUUUUAACCAAUAAAGGACAGAAAGAUAUUAACAAACACAGUAAAGUAAAAGUUAAGUCAAAGUCACUAAGCGAAUUGUACGAUUAUUUUAAUAAAAAAAAUGAUGUUGUAGAGGAAAAAACCAGAGAAAGAUCAGGUUUUGCUUUAACUCUAACAGAAGUACGGUCUCCUGAAAAGGUUCCUAGUCCAGUGGAACUCCAUAGGGAAGUUGAAGUUUUGCACAACCUUCAGCGAAGUCCAACAGUAUCGCCUCGUAGACAACAAACAAAAUUAAGUAUUGAUCACGACAGAUACAUCUUGAAUCUUGUGGCGUCAUCUCCUCACGAUGCCGAGCUACUGUCUCCCAGACCACCCUCGCCACUGCGAGGUCAUUACGAAUGGGAGGAGUUGCUCAUCGUACCUCAGCACGUAGCUUCUCAGCUACAUAACACGGAAAACUGGAUAGCCGCUGUAAAGGCCGCGGAUCAUCUGCACAGUAUACUGUUAAAUCCUGAAAACGUUAAGAAGUUGGAACCAGCGGCCGUAUCCUUCGUUCAACAUAUGUGGGCGCUAAGUGAUGCGGUGUCUGCAGCAAGAGCUCCAGCGGAAGGGGCGGUGUGUGCGGUAGUACGCAGCGGUAGUUCUCCGUGUGUGAGACAACUUUUACCGAUGCUAACAGCCAGAAUAGCAAGAGACCCACCGCCUGCCGCACUACCUAUUGCACUUCUGCAAAGAAUGUCGCUACACCAUCUUGUGGACCUGAUUUUCGAACCUGAUAUAAUAAUGACGUGUUUUUGUUCAUAGGAUUCAGAAGAAGGCCAACUCCGAGCUACACUGUGUUUAGCUCGAGCAGCGGGGCCAGCAGCAGUAUUAGCUGCAGUACGGAGAAGAUUAUCUGGAUCUCCUAGCGCUGAUAUUUUUUGCAACAAGUUACGAGAACGUCUAAGCCGGCCCGUUGAGAGCAUGAGACCUAACCAUAUCACCAGAAUAUCUCAGCUGCCAGUACCAGCGCGUCGAAGAGCGAGGUCAACACCUCCAACGGCGCCACCGCCUAAACCUCGGAGACUAAGGCCUCUACCUGACUCGGCACCGCUACCCGGUAUAUCUCAACCGAGCCGAGAAACUUUCUUCAAACCGUCAUCAUCGGUUCUUUUAGGUGAUGGAGACUCAAGCACUGUCACCGCUUCCGGCGAUGAAAAUGAAGUACAGAAAACAAUUGAUAAUGAAAAGAACGUCGAAGGUCACUCUAUUGUCGACGGCACUACAGAAAUUGAAAGUAAAACGGAAGAUAAUAACAAUGCCGCUGUAUCACGAACGCCUUCUAUUCAUGUCGAGGAUGUUUCUGAAAAGUCAUAUCCAUCUUUAGGCAGUACUGAAACAACAAUCGAAAACUCCGAUAAAAGUGAUAAUAUUUUUGAAGAAGUUCAACAAAUAUCGAAAGAUAUAAUUGUUCCCCGACCACCGACAGAAAAUGAUGAUUCACAAACAGCGGCUGUACCUAGUAACCCACAGACACCAACAAAUUUGGAUAACGAUGACGAAACUGAAGACAAACAACCUAGUGAAAAGUCAUCGCCAGAGAUGACUCCGGCCAAAAGUGCUAGCAAAUCGUAUAGUUCAAUAAAAAGUGCCCACACCUCUCCUGAGCCACAGAGUGAACAUUUCGAAGAUCAUAUUGAACGAGACGCCCGUACCGCGCUUGCGGAAUGUAUGAUACCAUCACGAAACGAGGACUGGGAAGUAAUCGUGAACAGACUAAUCGAAACUGAACGCCUUGCCACAGAUAAAGGAGCUCGAGCACCUGCAGCCAGCUGGAGAGCCGCAACGCGCUCAGUCUCUACACACGUUCGAUCACUUCGAUCUCGAGUCGCGAGGACUGCAUGUUCAACGCUCGGAUCUCUUUUCGAAAACCGGGGACGCGCACUUGACCCAGAAUUGGAGGAAGCUGUCAGCGCUCUAUUAGAACGAUGCGCUGAUGUAAAUCGUUUCUUGCGUGCUGAUGCAGCUACUGCAUUAGGACGUGUAGCUUGUGGAGGUGGUUGCGCACGCGUUGGCGUUGCACUCGCUCGUCGCGGGGCAACGCACCGCGCCGGACUUGUACGUGCCGCCGCAGCGCAAGCUUUAACACGAUUGGUACGUCAACAUGGAGCAUCACGAGUACUGGAACUACCCAGUGAACCGCGUACGGUAAUACUGCGUGCAGCCGGUGAAUUAUUAGCAGAUGCGAGUCCGGAAGCGCGUCUACACGCGCGUCAUCUCUUCCUUGCUCUUUCCGAAGAUACGCGCUUCAGACAGAUGCUCAAGGAUGCUAUGCCACUUAGUCGAUAUCGAGCGAUAGAAAAAUUCGUCGACAAACUACGAUGUCGAUAGUAAAUGUUAUCCUACACUUACAACUAAUUAGUUUAUUAUACAAUAAAUUAGUUUUUUUAAAGAAGUGGUACGUUAUCGAUUUACUCGAUAUCCAUGACAGUUUUGAAAUAUUUGUAUGACCGAGGUACUUUUCACAAUGUUAGAAAUGUAUGCUUUCAUUUUUAACUAAUUGAAAGUGACUUUGUUAUUAUACGACUGAUAUGAACAGAAGAUAUUUUUAUAAUUAGAAAAAGUGUAAGAGAACUGAAUUUUGUACUGAUUAUAAACAUAGAUAACUGUUUCUUAUUGAUUUGAUUGGUGAACUCUUUGUUUUUGUUUUCCAAUUUGUUGACACACGAAACUUUAUAGUUUGUAUAUGAACCAGUUAAUUAUUCUUAGUUUUUAUCGAGACAUAAUUACAUCAAAAACUAAUGCUUGAAUCCCAUUAUUUAACUAAGGAGACAUUAAAAAUGUUUAAGUUGGUGGUUACGCAUUAUUUUUCUCAUGCUAGCGUUGCUGUCUUAUAUUUUAAUGAUACUAAAGUAUUAUAUUGCUAUUAUAGCAAUUUACAUAAUUUUAAUAAAUGUAUAUAUGACAAAUAAA